Molecule: messenger RNA, 790 nt
Organism: Emys orbicularis (European pond turtle)
Lineage: Eukaryota; Metazoa; Chordata; Testudines; Emydidae
Gene: DUSP22
Product: dual specificity phosphatase 22
Exons: 7
Coding region: 65-685 (206 amino acids)
Biological process (GO): signal transduction; protein dephosphorylation
Cellular component (GO): cytosol
Molecular function (GO): protein tyrosine/serine/threonine phosphatase activity; protein tyrosine phosphatase activity
Source: RefSeq, a predicted model, not a curated record
CACGCAAGCUUAGCCUGCAGCCAAGCGUUCUCCCGUGGUACUAAAGUUCAGUCCGCUUAGAGCCAUGGGGAAUGGGAUGAAUAAGAUUCUGCCUGGCUUGUUCCUUGGCAACUUUAAAGAUGCUCGAGAUGCGGAGCAACUGAGCAAGAAUAAUGUUACACACAUUCUGUCAAUCCAUGACGGUGCUAGGCCUAUGCUUGAGGGAGUGAAAUAUCUGUGCAUUCCUGCUGCCGAUUCACCCUCACAGAAUUUGACAAGACAUUUCAAAGAGAGCAUCAAGUUUAUCCAUGAGUGCCGGCUUAGAGGUGAGGGCUGUCUUGUUCACUGUCUUGCUGGAGUCUCCAGGAGCGUAACUUUGGUAGUCGCUUACAUCAUGACAAUCACAGACUUUGGCUGGGAAGACGCAUUGUCUAUUGUACGAGCAUCGAGAUCCUGUGCCAAUCCUAACAUGGGCUUCCAGAAGCAGCUACAGGAGUUUGAAAAACAUGAUGUUGACCAUUUCAGGCAGUGGCUGAAGGAAGAAUAUGGAGAAAAUUCUUUGCAGGAUGAGCAAGAAGCCAAAGUUCUUCUGAGUAAAUAUAAAGAGCAGGCAAUGAUGCAACCAGGUGCCGGAGGAAGACAGUGGAAUAAUAACUUUUCCUCACUGCCUUCCCUGUCAUACAACAACUACACAACAGAGACCUAAUCACUCCAGGCUGGAUUCACUUUCUUUUUUCCUUUGACCUGUUUAAAAACAGAUGUCACCAGUGUCCCCUCCACUCUCUACAGAAGUCAUGCGAGCUGUACCCUU